AUGGAUGUGAAAAGUGCUUUUCUAAAUGGAUAUUUGAAUGAGGAAGUAUAUGUGGAACAACCCAAGGGAUUUGCUGAACCUAACCUGCCAAACCAUGUAUACAAAUUGAGGAAAUCUCUUUAUGGAUUAAAACAAGCUCUUAGAGCUUGGUAUGAGAGACUGACUGAGUUUCUCACUGUUAAUGGGUAUAGGAAAGGAGGGAUAGACAAGACCUUCUUUGUGAAGGAUGAAGGCGGAAAACUCCCUCAAAUCUAUGUGGAUGACAUAGUGUUUGGUGGAAUGUAUGAAAGAAUGGUUAAAAAGUUUGUCAAUCAAAUGCAAUAUGAGUUUGAAAUGAGCUUGUGUGAAGAUCUAACAUACUUUCUUGGGCUGCAAGUCAAGCAAAUGGAAGACUUUAUUUUUCUAUCCCAAAAUAAAUAUGCCAAAAACAUAGUCAAAAAGUUUGGAAUGGAUAAUGCGAGUCACAAAAGGACACCUGUAACGCCCGUUUUGUUUCGAAUAAAGGAAUUGAAUCGGUCGAAUUUCGGGCAAAAGUGCAGAAUUCCGUAG
This is a messenger RNA of Lathyrus sativus (Indian pea), 549 nucleotides long. Lineage: Eukaryota; Viridiplantae; Streptophyta; Magnoliopsida; Fabales; Fabaceae. The record is from the annotation of a GenBank genome assembly.